Molecule: messenger RNA, 561 nt
Organism: Magallana angulata
Lineage: Eukaryota; Metazoa; Mollusca; Bivalvia; Ostreida; Ostreidae
Product: collagen alpha-2(VIII) chain-like
Exons: 2
Coding region: 1-561 (186 amino acids)
Molecular function (GO): protein binding
Source: RefSeq, a predicted model, not a curated record
AUGUUUUUGGCUAUCGUUAUCCUCUCACUCUCAAUACAAUGGGGACAAUGUGAUAAAGUUUCACCCAAACCAGGCUUGAAAAUUUUCAGAGAGGAUUAUAAAAGCGUUGAGGAGACUUGCUUUGCCGUUGGAUUCGUGAGAAAAAAUUGUAGAAAUGAAACGAACACUGAUGAUCGGUUUUAUGCCUUUGAUGCGCGAGUGGGAACAUCAAUUAAAAAUCUUGGUGUAAACGGACGAGUUGUAUUUAAUACAGUUGUUUCAAACCAUGGAUUAGGAUAUAACGCGUCUUCCGGAAUCUUCACAGCCUAUAGAAGUGGAAUAUACGUGUUCGACUGGACAAUUCUUCCAUGGCAAGGAUCAAAUGCACACACUGCAAUCACUUUGAACGACAAGUUUCAGUCAUGGAGUUACUGCGAUUCUGGAAAAUCCGGUAUUUUGCAAUCGUGUAGCAAAAUGGCGGUACUAAAGCUACAACGUGGGGAUAAAGUCUGGAUUGCAGUUUUCAGAGGACAAGCUGUCAUUCACUCAACUUUCUCGUCUUUUUCUGGCUAUAAACUGUAA